UAGUUGCUGACAUGCGGUUUUGUGAGGUUAGCAUAAGUCACAACAGUAGUAUAAGCACAAUGUACGCAGUAUUCUUUUGAUAAAUCUCUAAUUGAUUGUGCAAAAGAAACGCUGGGAAUCUUAACUCGAAGGAUGGGCUAUUUUUUUUGAAAAAAUUCAGCAUAUUUCAAAACUGUUAGAGGCUUGUUCACGUGGAACGUGUACACCUCUUAUCUUGAAAGUCUUGUGCUUCGGUUAACUGAUGACUUAGGGAACAUUUAAAUUUAACAUUUGAUGCCGUAAGUGUUUUAGCUAGUGGUAGUAGGGCCGUAAUGAAGUAGGGACGACCACGAGCGAACGAAGAUCUCGAAGCGAAAAUUAUAUCGAGUGAGAUCGGAUGCUUAGUUCCCUCCUGUUUACGGUGUUUGUGGCCGAAGGCGAAACUCGUGGAAAGUUCGGACACCUGGUGAGCCAAACGGGCUCCAGGUGCCUGUUUCUUAAACCACAAGCAUCAUGGGAAGGAAGAAGAGGAAGAACAUUUUGGUCUUGUAUGUCCAGACUUGUGACAAUUUUAACAGAGCCUGGACUGUUUAGAGGAGAUAGGCUUGAGGGCAUCAUUUGUAAUUGGAAUGGACUGUUUCCCAGGCCUGAUAGACUUCUCCUACUUCAAAUGAAGGAGAGGCUGCAAAAAAGUUGUGUCUACUGCAAGUCCCACAGCAGUGUCUGCAUGGGAUGCUCCACAGUGGACAAGACAUGCUCCCUUUUCAACUUAUAAAGCUGAAAGAAGCUGAAGCAAGAAAAUUUUCUCACAAUCAUGUUCAGACAGAGACUACCUCAAGGUGUUCACCUGGUCAGUGAUUUGAUGUAUAUGAACAUGCAACUAGCAAUAUUGGUGAUUGUUGUCAAUGUCACUUUUAAGGCUUUCAAGCUCUUUAACUUCCAGUGGAGUAUUCUCUCAAGGCAUGGUAGCAAAUCCUGCAAUCUGAGUGGCUUUAAGUGUGGUACAGAUUUUCUUUGCCCAUGGCACGGUAAGCUUUCAUGAGGCAAUGAGAACAUCCCAAGCUCCAUUGUCAUUUUUCAUAAAUAUGUUUUGUUUUGCCCACUGGGCAAUAUUUCCAAGCAAAGUAUUUUAAAGGAAAUCAAGCCAAUUCAUAACUUAUUAAUUUUUUCUUUUCUCUCUCUGGAAUCACUUUGGUUGCUAACAAAAAUAUUGUUUGAAUCGAAUUUGUAGUAGCAAAUGUGUCAUAUUAAAUGGGUUAACACACAGCCUAUAAACAGCAUUAAGUAACUUUAAUCUUUCACAAAAAGUCACCGAGGAAGUUAAAACUGUGAGAUAUUUGUUUACAAUUGAAUUAAGCAAUGGAACAUUCGUUCAUUUAAUAUCUGAAUUUUCUCGCACUAUUUUUUCAUUGUGAAAUGGUGAGCAAGGUAAAGCACUUCAACUACAAAAAUAAGGAUUGUUUUCUAGAACUCAACCAUUUAUUUUUGCAUUUCUCAACCUCAAGGUUGUUGAAGCAAUGGCAUGCAAUGCAUACAAACAAGAUAAUAAAUCAUAAAAACUAAACAAAAUGUCAAUGUUCAGUUGCAACAGAAAUUUUCACUCCUAAGUUACAAAUAUGCUUUUGGUAAGUCUUCAUGAGUCUUCCAUCAGCACCAAACAGAUUCACUAUGAAUGAUGUUAAAUAGUGAAGCUGAAAACAAACAUUACUUGCCACAUUUCAGGAAAUAUUGCUUUCACAAGAGUGGUUUUGCUUUGUUUGUACUUUUUAUUCAUGCUUAGCAUUAUGUGAUGAUGAUCUUCAUGACAAUUUUAACAGAUGCUCAUUCUUAUUUACUUUUGCUAGAGUUGGGUACCGUGUUUUAUUGACAGUGAGCGGCAUUAUGUUCAAUUUUGUUGGUAAUGAAUAGCUCAACAUUUCAGAUAAGAGAAAAAUGGUUUCACUUAGUCAUUCUUUUACAUUCACACUUAAGAUUCAAGUAAAAAGAACAAAUCAAAUCAUAAACAAUAGCAGCAGUCUUGCUUACACAUGAACAAAUAAAUAAGUAAAUAAAUUAAUAAUUAAAGACGUGAACUGCAAAGGGUAGAAUGGAAUCUCAUUUUCUUCACUUAUUCUAUGAACCUAAAGUCAUCCUGGUAAAACAUAAUAAUGUCUCCUGUUCCAGCAAACUGCAAAUAAUUUCAUGUAAUAUGGAUAACUGAAUGCAAACAAUUCAAGUUUUGCUGUUAGAUGCUAGCCGUAAACUUUUAUGAAAACAACUUUAAAUUAUUGAAAUUGGUAUUUCCUGAUAUUGUUUGCUUUCUAAAGUGGUACCAAGCAGGUCAAAAACUUUUUUCCUUUUUCUUCAUAAUACAGAAAGCCACCGACACCGAACACUUUGGUACUGAACCAUGUAAUGUCACCCUUCUUUUUUAUAAAUCUAACACACCAUUCAGAGUUACAAAGGCUAAAAACAAUAGACUGCUUCAUACCUAUUAAUGAGCUUCUUCCAUGCUCAUUUUUUUUAUGUGUUUGACAAAAUUGCAUGUGUGUGCAAGUUUUUUUAACACCCUUUUCAUGUGAAUGGAGUUAUUACAGUGUAGGCACACAAUAUGUGCACAGUAUUACAUUGCAGCUAGUAAGCUCAAUUGCAUAAUAUUUACAUUAAAUUUUUAUAAAAAAUUUAACAUUAUGCAUAGUCCUUAGACUUUUCAUAAUAAAAUUUGAAUUAUAAAAUCUGUGCUAAUAAGUAUCUAAUAUACUUAAGACUUAUUUUAUGUAAAAUUG
Molecule: messenger RNA, 2744 nt
Organism: Pocillopora damicornis (cauliflower coral)
Lineage: Eukaryota; Metazoa; Cnidaria; Anthozoa; Scleractinia; Pocilloporidae
Molecular function (GO): nucleic acid binding
Source: RefSeq, a predicted model, not a curated record